AGACUGGAUCCACUUCAUUGUUCUAUACAACUGGAGUGCAUUCCGAUGUCAUCGUUUAAAUUUCUUUGAGGUGAUAUCCAUGUUAGUGGAAGGUGGGGGGAUAUAGCUACAGCAAUAACCGCUUGAGUAUAGAAGCUUGUAACUGUUGACUCCUUUUUUUUUUCUUAAAAACCAAGACUUGAGAAUAUACAUGAUCAUUGGACUUAUUAUAACCUAUAAUACUAUAUAGAAACUGGAUUAUAUUAUACUUACUACUAUUCUACAAUACCAAUUCUCACACUCCAACCCAUUGACAAUCAAAAACACACUUCACUAAACCCCUUACCUACCUACUUCAACCCCCAAAAUGGCCCGCCCCCCCCUCUCCCAAAACCGCUCCAUGGCCAUCCUCAACGCCGCCCUCGCCUCAGGAUACGCCGUCCCCGGAAUGUGCUGCUACAACAUCGAGUCCAUCAUCGCGACCGUGCGCGCCGCCGAGUCCGCCCGCUCCCCCGCCAUGAUCCUCCUCUUCCCCUGGGCCCUGACCUACGCCGGCACCUCCCUCGUGCGCGCCGCCGCCGACGCCGCGCACUCGGCCUCCGUGCCCGUGAGCCUGCACCUCGACCACGCGCAGACCCCCGAGCUCGUGCGGCGCGCCGCGGACAUCGACGGGGCCUUCGAUAGCAUCAUGUGCGACAUGAGCCACUACGAGAAGGAGGAGAACCUCGCGCUGACGAGGGAGCUGGUCGCGUACUGCCACGAGCGCGGGAUAGCCGCCGAGGCGGAGCCGGGGCGGAUCGAGGGGGGCGAGGACGGGGUCGCCGAGACCGCGGACCUCGAGGCCGUGCUCACAACCCCCGAGCAAGCAGAGGAGUUCGUCGCAACCGGCAUCGAGAUGCUGGCCCCCGCCUUCGGCAACGUGCACGGGGAGUACGGCCCGCGGGGGAUCCAGCUCGAGUACUCGCGCCUGGAGGCGAUCAACGCGGCGGUGGGGGACCGGGUGCGGCUGGUGCUGCACGGGGCGGACCCGUUCGACGAGGCGAUUUUUAGUCGGUGCAUCAGGGCGGGCGUGUCCAAGGUCAACAUCAACAAGGGGAUGAACAAGCACUACGCGGCGGUGCAGGAGGAGAUGCGCGGGAAGCCGCUGACGAGCGUCAUCGAGGCGGGCACCGACAGGAUGCAGGCCGCUAUCGAGCAGUACAUGCACUGGCUGGGUAGCGCGGGCAAGGCGUAAGUUGGGUGUGUGUAUGCCGCCUUUACAUGCAUGUCUACCCUAUAAGGUCUUAUAUAGUGGUUGGUAGAUACACGCUAUAUGCAUGCACGAUGUGCUGAUAAGCAGGCAUAUUGAACAUAUACAUGCACAUAGGUACUUAUACCUGUAGUAGUAUACAACUGUAUACAUAGCGUUCGAUGUUGGGUACAUAAUAUCAUGUAUAAUACAUAAAUCUUACAGGAAACGUCUCAGCUAUU
Messenger RNA from Hypoxylon fragiforme, 1449 nucleotides. RefSeq names its product aldolase. Gene Ontology annotation, biological process: carbohydrate metabolic process. The coding region runs from base 347 to 1213 and encodes 288 amino acids. Gene Ontology annotation, molecular function: aldehyde-lyase activity; zinc ion binding. The record is from RefSeq and is a predicted model, not a curated record. The transcript has a single exon. NCBI's taxonomy places the organism in Eukaryota, Fungi, Ascomycota, Sordariomycetes, Xylariales, Hypoxylaceae.